This is a messenger RNA of Ectocarpus sp. CCAP 1310/34, 1619 nucleotides long. The record is from the annotation of a GenBank genome assembly. Lineage: Eukaryota; Phaeophyceae; Ectocarpales; Ectocarpaceae.
CCCACGAGACAUUGCUCAGGAGCACGGCGGGGCAGCAGGGAGUGCAGCUGACGGAUGGACCGCUGCUACCCUGUGUUGGCUGUUCGAUGUCCAAGGGGCAGGUGAAACCCGUCCAGAAGAGCACGAGCACACGCGCACUGCUACCUCUCGCAGAUGACGACGAGGGCGGGAAGGGCGAGAGCAGAGCGGAUGCAUCACGCCACGGUUGCGGGGGAGAGAGAGACUCAGAGAGUGAGUCCGACCUCAACGUGAUGGAGGCUCGUGGGCCAGGGCAAGCGACGCCGUUUGUGCGUAAGGAGGCGCCGACGGCACCCGGCAACGGGAUUCCGGGGGGCGGAGGCAGCGUUCCCCCGUUGCCCCCUUCGGGAAGGGGCGACUCCGGCGGAGGCAGUGACAGCCCCACCGACAGCAGCAGCAGCAGCCCGAGCAGCAGCCCGAGCAGCAGCCCGAGCAGCAGCAGCAGUGACGCCGGCGGUGCCGGCGGCCCGGGCGGCGAAAAUCAGGCGACCCAGGUGGGGACGGCGGUAGCGAUGGUGAUCCCGGCGACUCCGAGGACCUCGAGGAACCCGGGAGAUGCAAGGUGCCGGGGAGAUGCCGGGCCCGGAGAAACACCGGACCCGGAAGAGGUAUUGCUGGCGACCAUCCUGGAAACUGGCGGGACGGGGAUUCUUGAGGACUACAUCUGCAACUCGUUUGUGAAGGAGAAGUGGGACGAGGAGCAGACACGCCGUAUGGAGGAGAUGUACAGGCGCGAGAUACAGGAGGUGUUGGGCCCGGAACAGCAGGCGUUCGGGGCCGAGGUCGACGCCAGCGGGUCUUCGCAACCACUCCCAGACCCACAGCUAAGGCCGAAGCGAGAUGACGAGCUCGCGGUGGAUAAGCCUGUGAGGGAGGCGAUCGGAUGUCUGAUGUGGACGAAGCUGACGAGGCCAGACAUCGCAGUGCCUCGGAACAAGCUCCAGAAGAUCGCCCACUCAUCCACCAGGAGGAUAUGGAACGCGCUUGUGCGGAUCAUGCCGAAGCGAGAUGACGAGCUCGCGGUGGAUAAGCCUGUGAGGGAGGCGAUCGGAUGUCUGAUGUGGACGAAGCUGACGAGGCUAGACAUCGCCCUGCCUCUGAACAAGCUCCAGAAGAUCGCCCACGCACCCACCGGGAGGAUAUGGAACGCGCUUGUGCGGAUCAUGUCCUCCCUGAUCUUUACGAAGGACUUCGGCAUGACCUACGCACGGGGGUCAGGACUAGACCUAAGCGUGUUUGUCGAUGCUAGCUACGCUGACAACGAAGUAGACAGGCGUUCUAUGACCGGGCUAGCUGGCGUGAAGGAGGCGUUGUCUGCGCGUGGCGGUCUGUCGUUCAUAGCGCCCGAGACGAGUGGGGCGAAGAUCAAGGUCCUUGAGGACAACAAGGGGGCUCUCGCCUUAGUCGAGAACCCGUUCAGCUCAGCGAGGAGCAAGCACAUCUACGUGCGGUUCCAUUUCGUUCGCGAGCUAUUCAAGUCGGGCCAGAUCACUGCAGAGUAUGUUCCGACUGGAGAGCAGCACGCCGAAAUGCUGACCAAGGUCCUUGGCAGAGAAAAGUUAGAGUACCACCAGAAGGCUCUGAUGAACCUACCGAUGUAG